This is a messenger RNA of Linum trigynum, 12719 nucleotides long. The record is from the annotation of a GenBank genome assembly. NCBI's taxonomy places the organism in Eukaryota, Viridiplantae, Streptophyta, Magnoliopsida, Malpighiales, Linaceae.
AAACUCGGUUUUGACUAGUCUGACCACCUGAUUUUAACCGAUUUAACCUGGUUUUAACUUUUCCCAUAACCGUCCAAAUGGAAUGUAUUCCAACAGUUUAGAUGACCGAUUCAGGUCGAACCCUAGUUAAUCGGUCCGGCUAAAUACGAUACUGUUAUAUUUUUUAUUUUCUUGGAUUUAAUGGAGCGUGAGGCGCACGGAAGAGAAAUGGGAAGUGGAGGAGGCAUAUCUCGGUCGUGUGAAAUAAAUGUAUGACUGUACGUUUUUAAGUGUAGAGAGCAGAAAAGGCCCAGAGAGACGUGUAGUAGUACAACGAUAAAACAGAAUUUAUGAAAAAUUGGCGGCGACUUCUAGGUUGCCGGCCACGUUACCCCUCCUCACUUCAAGCUGGCAGCCAGUGAAAAAAAGGGUUAAAAAAAAUCAUUAAAAACAAACCGCUACAACCACAACAAAUUAAUCCCCGACUGUUAAAUCUUCCAAACCGUAACAGAAAAGAAGUAAAAACGACUGGCAGCAGGAAAUGACGAGCGCGCCCUUAUGGGAAACGGCCAGCUGUUACCUGCAGAAGGGUAGAAGUGACAUUACGAGCAACGGGAGGAGAUUUGUUAGUUUGACCGACUUACUAUUACUAAUUUACUUAUUAAUUUUAUUUAUGAAAAUGGGAAAACCCCCAUUUUAACCGGACCCGGGUAUCUUGGGCCUCACGUGACUGGGGAUCACGCUCAUCGAGGGGAAAGAAACCAAAAAAAAAAAGCGCUGAGUCGGCAGGCUUUAUGAUGCUUACCCAUUGGGCCAAAACCCUUCCCGUUCAGGCCCACUUGGGACAAGGCCACGUGUCGGUAUCGCACUGCACCACGGGGAUGCGGCGGUGCGUUCUCCUUGGUGGUUAAGUGGAGUUUGGGUUUGGGUCGUUGCCCGGAAACGGGGUAUCCGGUCCGACCAGUUCGGUCUUUUAGACCCAAUUAAGUUCCCAAGUAAUUACCUUCCCCAAAGGAGAUUUUUUAUGGAGUAGGUAUCCACUAUAUUCAAAAGUUUUGAGUCAUUGAUCCGGUCUCCAAGUAUUGUAGUUUAGGUAAGUAAGGUAAUAAAACACAUUUGGUUCGAAGUCUUGGUUAGCAAGUUAAAUUCCGAGAAGAAUAAUCGUACAUUAUGUAUCGUUCACUCAGUGUAUAUUUUUUUUCGUUUAAAACGGUUGAAUAUUUUUUUUUAAUUGAUUAACAUAGAGUUUUUGUUGAUGAUCUUCUGUAUGUAGAAAUCCGUCAUGUUAAUUUUGUGGCAGGGCUUUGCAAGCAUAGUAUGAUCUAUUGAUUUUCCUAUGAUCUUAGUAGAUUUUUUAGCAAAAUAUUUCAUUGAGCAAAAGUGACAUAUCACUCUCGCGUCAACGUCAUUGAACACGACUUUUGAUUCGAGAAAGUGAUUAGCUCGGAAGAAAAAAACAGAUAUCGGAAUUGUAAUUGAACACCGGGUACAAUAUUUAUGAUUUAUCUAAUGCAACAUAAAGAUAAAACUAUCAGUCUCCCAACAAUAUAGAGUUGUUGAAGUUUUUUCGACGAUGUUCUCUGGAAGCCGGGAGGUUUUUGGAUUCCGAUUGCUAUAUGCUCAUUUGGAUGGUCCUCAAAGAGCGGGAAGAUAAUGCACAACUCAUGGUCUACGACUACGGUUAGCUAACCAUACUUUUCGUGGAUUCAUUCAGAAAUUAACUAUUAUGUUCCGAAAACUCAAAUGACAGAAGCCUAUUUUCUUCGCGGGUGAAUGACUCAACCAACUAUUGAAUCGGAAAUCCAAUUCAAAUCGGCCGUUUUCGAGUCGAUUUGAUCGUAUUGCCCAGAUUUGAGCCAUUAACCCGCUCUAUCCUUUACUCCUAUUUUGGUCCAACCGAGCAGACCGUUCUAGGAUUCAUUACCAUAGAAUCCAAUAACCUCUUUUCUUCUCAAAACCAUUUAGAAUUUCAUUCAAAAAUAUUACUAAAUAGUAGCCAUAGAAAACCAAUUAUGGGGGUACUCCAAUUUCGGCUGUUGGGAUUCCUUAUAAAUCCCCUCCUCCCACCAAAUUCAGCGCUCUCCUCUGUCAAUUCCUUUCUUCACCAUCUUCUCUUCUGCUCCCCACUUCACACUUCCUUCCUUGCUUACUUACUCUGCCCCUCCGUACGCUCCUUUCCUUUCCCUUCCCUACACUGAUUCCCCUCCCCUGUUCAGGAACCGACGAAAUCCACCGCUUCUUCUUCCUUUUUUCAGGCGAUUCUCCGGCGUGGCCGCAGAAAUCUUUCCCUCUUUUAAUCCCCCAGAAAAGCCGAUUUCUUUAUAUAUUCCCAGUAACCCCUUUAUUCACUCCUAAAACCUCGAAAGAUUUCUCCUACUGGGUUUAUCUCUCUCUCUCUCUCUCUGGCCCUUUUGAGGCAGAGUAAUUAAUCACCCAACAAGAUUUCUGAUCCAUCUCAAUCUCUCCAUCCAUCGAUUAAACCUUCUCAAUCACGACUGUUCUUCCCCCUCCUUUUUUGCCGCUUUCCUUCCCCCUUUUAACCCCUUUUCUCCGAUGCCCGGAGAGAUUCCCGAGCCCAGAAAUUGAAAACAGAGUACCAAAAAAAAAAAAAAAACAGAGUACACAGCCAUGGACGGGAGCUUUCUCUGUCCGGCGAAAUACACAGAGCACAGAAGCUCCACCAGGAAGUACACCGCAAAGCCGUCAUCUUUAAAGCGGAAGAAGACGAUUAAUGGGUAUGGGUCGCCACCCGACCCGACGACGCCGGAGCUGCUUCACCCGCCGAGGGUUGUCCGGAUAUCGGUGACCGACCCGGACGCGACCGACUCCUCCAGCGACGAGGAAGGGGAGUUCUUCGGGAGGCAGAGGGUGAAGCGAUAUGUCAGCGAGAUCAACAUCGAGCCAGGGUUUAACGAGGUGAGAGCGGCGGCGAUUUCUUCGGAGAUUGGGAAGCCGGCGAGGGAAGUGCGGCCGGCGGCGGCGGUUCAGUCAGGUGAGAGGAAGUUCAGAGGAGUAAGGAGGCGGCCGUGGGGUAAAUGGGCUGCCGAGAUUCGGGAUCCGGCGAAGAGGGUCCGGCUCUGGCUGGGAACCUACGAUACCGCGGAGGAGGCGGCGAUGGUCUAUGACAACGCCGCGAUUAAGCUCCGGGGCCCGGACGCACAGACGAAUUUCGUCAAUCCGCGGGAGAAAGAUGAAGAAGUGGAGAUCAAUAGGCCGGAGGUUAAAGUCAGCUCGACUUCAGGGUACGACUCCGGCGACGAAUCACACAACAACAACCUCGCAUCCCCCACCUCUGUUCUCCGGUUCAGAACCCAACAAUCCGCUUCAGAGUCCUCCGAGCCGGAAAAUUACAAGCCGAAUCCUUCAACGCCCGUCUCUUCGCCGUCGAUCGAGCCGGAAGAGCCGAUGUCUCUGCUUCUGGCGGAGCCGGUCGGCGAAGAAGAGGCGACGGCUGGACUCCAAUUCCUCCAGGAGUGCGAGGGCGAAAACAGCAGCAGCAAUUUGUACUCCUGCUCCGACGAGUACUUUCUCUCGCCGCAGCUCUCCUUUUUAGAAGACUGCUCUUCGUCCUCGUCGUCCUUCAUCGCCGACGAUUUCUUCAAUUUCACCGCCUGCUGCUCCUCCGCCACCGAUUCCUCGUUACCCACCGGUGAGGAUGCCUCGAUUGUCGCCAGCGGGACCGCUCUCUUAAAACAGAGCUUCUCAGGCGGUGGGUUCUGCGUCGACGACGACAUUUUCCUGCAGGAUGUUCCCAAGGACAUGAUCGUUGGAUCCGCCGCGGCUUCAGUUUUCCAGGAAAACAAUGACGACGACUACUUCCAAGACAUUGGCGACUUAUUUUUCUCGGAACCUCUUGUGGCACUCUAAGUAAAAAAAAUAAAAUAAAAAGAAGUGACCGUGUUUCCUGCCCGCCGGUUGGUUGCCGUUGAUCACCGGCAAAUUUUGUUCCACCGGCGGUGGAAGUACUGUGACUGAGUAAUGAUCGGCUAUAGCUAGAAUUUUUUUUUGUAAUUUUUUUUUCAUUUUUGAUUAAUUUGUUUAAAAGUAAAUCAAUGUGAGUGAGUCACCUCUCCGUCAAAGUUAACGGAGCGGGGACAGUGAAGUUUUGUUGAGUAUUUUUCCUUCUCUUUUUUAAUAUAAAUAAAUAAAAUGUCGUAUAUGCUGACUGCUGAGUCUAUUUAUUUACUUACUAUUAUUAGUCUCUUAAUUACUUCACUAAGUAUGGGUUAGCGAUGGUAAUUAGUAGUAACGCCAAAGAGAAAAAGGCUGCCAGGGUGGCAUUCUUUCUGCCGCACACGAGCAGGCGCGAUUAGCGGUUUGAGUUUGUGGCCGGCUGAAUGAGUCAAGUCGGUGUCGCUGCUCGUGUGUGUGAAUUCGAUACUCCCAUUAAUUUAAUUUAAUUAGUUUUUAACCAAGUAAUUAAGAAGAUUAAUUCAUCCGAAGAUACUCCAAAAUUAAGGCUUGACUGUUGACUGAAAACCGUGGAUACGAAUACUCCGCUGGUAGCCCCCGUCUGUCGUGCUGCCGCGAAAAAUUAAAAUAAAAAGCCCUGCCCAUAAAAAGAAAAGCCUAAUAAUAAUUAAUUAAAAAAUAAAUAAAAGGAGGAAAUAAAGCAAAUGGAGAAAAGGCUAAAAAGGGAGGAAUUUUCUUCUGAUUCGGUCUCUUUUUGUUGAAAAGGAAAAUAUAUGUAAUGAAUGGAGGAAUUUAUUUUUUGUUACGGUUACCUUUUAGUUGUAAGUAAUGAAUGGUGUGGAGAAUUAUUGGCCGUGGAAAGUACUUGAUUAGGGUGGAUUAAUAAUAAUAAUAAUAAUAAUAAUAACCGGUCAAGUGAUAAAUGUGUCCUACUAAAAUUAACUGCAACCCCUAAAAUUAUUUCACUGGACGUCGGUGAAUAAUUAUGUGGAGAAAGUGGGUUAAAAGCUGAAAAAGGGUAAAGAAACGGGGGGGAAAAGGUGAAGUGAGAAAACGGAGUUUAAGAAAUUGGGGUAUCGGGAGGGAGAGUGGAAGUAAUUGAGAGGACUAAAUUGUAAAAAUGAAAUGGGUGAAAGAGUGUCCUCCCGCGGCAGGCCAUCCUGCGUCGUCGUUCAAUAAUGGCGACCGACCAAAACGCACGCGGAUCGCUGCUUUUUUCAUGUCGUUUUAAUACUAGAAACUUGGGCCCGCUGGCCCGCUGGCCGCCAGCCAACUAAUUUUUUAGUGGGGUGGCCGCCGGCCGGGGCCUCAGUCUAUCUUCUUUUUUUUUUUUGUCUUCUUAAACUUUCGGUUUUAGGGUGCUAAUUGGCAUUGUGUAUCAUUCAUCAGUCAUGACUUCGAGUAUCAAUGGAUCAUCAUGCUAUAACAAAUUUGAUUGUGGUUUAUUGUAUUCGAUUGUUCGGUACGAUUUCACAUAGCGAAUAAGUAGUACCUUGUUUUUAUGCUGAACAAAUGAGAUUAAGAAAUGUUUUGGUAUUUUUUUGGUUGUGACUAGGUUUUUAGGUUUUUUAGGUUAAUAAUAAUUUGUAGUUUUAGCCACUCGGUGAAAAAUUUCGAUAGUAUCCCCACUUAUUAUCUAUUUUCUGCACCGCUCUGUUCUCUAGUCAGACCCUAGUUCCAUCCUGUCUUCUAAACUCUCUGAUAUCGACAUUGUCUAAUCUCGAGUGUCAAAGAUCAGUCCACGCGACAUACUGAUUUCCAGGCGCCUGAUUAGCCACAAGCGGCCAUCACUUUUGCACAUGGUAGAUUUACUCUCAUGAUUUCUGAAGAUCGUCGAUUAACUUACACGAUAAUACACGAUAGGUGGGAUGAAGAAUGCCAAUUACCAACAAUUUCGGGAGUUACAAAAAAAAAACCACCUAUAUUCUUCUAUUUAAAUAAUACAUAUUCUUUAUUUUGCUCUAAUCAAACCCUACUUCUGCUCUUCAGAAAACUCAUGUUUUUUUUGCUAUGCGGCGUUCUUGUAUUCAGAAAACCGUUCGGUCAAGUUGAUCAUCACUUGCACACGAGAUCGACACUCGAAAUCUUUAGAUGGUUGCCGUUAAUAUUGCACGAAGAUACACGAGAGAGUCUGAUGAAAGACGCGCGAAAUACCGACAAUAAUUUUGAGUUAUGAUGGAACUUGUAAGAGAUAAGGGGGGUAAUGGAGCUGCGGCUGGGGGACCCUAUAGGGUCACGUUGUGAUGGGGCUGGGAAUUAUCAGUGUAGUACUGAUCAGCAGGCUUUGCUUUGCUUUGCUAUUACUCAAAACAACAAACAAUGAACAUGUGGGGAUAGAGAUAAUAUUAACAUUCUGGAAAAAAAAGGGGAAUUUGUGUCGUUCUCAGACUUCAAUGGCUAAUUACGUGAUCUUCAAGGAACAAUUACAUUAUUUAGUCACUAAAUCUUUGUUCUUCUACUAUUUACGUUCCUCGAAUACCAAUUUUUGGAUUUAGUCACUUAGUCCAUAGCUUGGGGCACAAGGAGAUAUAUCAUAUACGACACUAAUAAAUUUUGUACCGUUAUUUCUUUACAUGUUGAUUGUAGUGAAGGUCAGCUCGUCAGAAGUCACGUUUGCUUAUGAUCGUCAUAUUCAACUGGCUUACCGUCCAUAAAUUACUUCUUAAUAUAAGCGAUUCGAUAUGAAUUCUCGAUUAUUAAAUUGAUAUUUAAUAAUUUUUAAAAUCAUAUAUGGUUGUGUAGACAAAAGGGCAGCAUGUCCAUAUUUUGAAAUGGUCACAGUAUAUAGUUUAAAUUUUGGACCUUUUUUGUUUUCUCAGUUUACUAUUAAGAUCUAUGGGAUGAUCUCAGAUGGUGGAUUUCUGAACUGAGGGAAUUUGACCCAACCGUCUCAUCUUGCAUCACAAAAAUGCAUCAUUUUGAAAUACUUGCCCCUCCUCCUGUCAAUUCAAAAUGCUACAAAACAAGCUAAUAUUCAAAUUGUAUCAGCCAAAAUGGGUGCAUCCUAAUUCAGUGUUGCCAAACGAAAUAAUUUGACCCAAUAACUUCUUUUUGAUGCAAUUAGGUCAGAUUGCCUCUUCCAAUUCCAUCCACAAAACAACCUCAAUAUUUUUUUGUUUGAACCAUCUUGAGGUGAAAAACUGUAAAAGUAAAAUUACGAGUAUACAAGGGAUUAGCUUAGGGAGCUAGCUAGGUAGAACAGUUAAUCUUAAGAGGAAAAAAGGUGAUUAAGAUAUGCCAUGGGGCAAUGUGAUUAGUGGGCCAAUAAUCCUUUAAAAAUCUAGGAGCCUAUAGUACUUUGCUUCAGUUCUAAUCAAACCAAGGAAAGAGUAAGACAUGCACGAGAUGGGUAUUAAUCACAAUCACAAAAAGCCCUCAUAAUUGUGUCCCAAGAAACCUCUCUCUCUCCCACAUCACAAUACAAUAUAAUGUUAAAUUAUUAAUUCUAAUUAUUAUACUAUUUAUCACAAAAUAAUAUAUAUUAAUAUUAUGUAUGUAUCCAUCAUAUUGUGCCAAAAACCUGCCACGUGUCCGACGUAAGUCAUACAUAUGUUGAAUAUGGAUGACAUGAGAGUGUGAGUAGUGAGGUCGAUCUCAGCAGGUAGUUGACCUACUUAGUGCUUUGUACAACAAUUAACUAUUUUACUAGUCCCUAGGGGCUCAAGAAACAACAGAUGCAAAGAAGACCACGUGGAUGAAGUCUUUGCUUGAUUCAAGUUAUGUUUUCUUUUCCUACUAAAUGAGUAAUGGCUAUUACCCAAUGAUAUAGUGGCCGAGAAACAUGCUCUACUCAAUUGAUACUUAGAGGGGGUUUACGAGGUAAGGCCCAGAGGAAGGCAGGUGGGGGUAUAUACUAAUAUUGUCACCCUUAUAGAGAAAGAUGAUCUGCCUACUUCCCAUCGUGAAUGGAGGCUCUGCACCUAAGGAAGUCAGGUUACAGCUAUACUGAAACAUCUCUUAUCACUUUUAUCCUAUAAAGAGACUAUCCCAGGAACCUAAGGGGCGUAGCGAGCAAUCAAAAGCUAAUCUCAUACCUCAUGGUCUACUAAAAAGGGAAGAGUAGCUUGGUAUUGGUUCGAAUCCAAUUCAUGAGUGGUCGGCGUUAAACCAAGAUCGUCGUGAAGAACCGGAUAAAAAAUGUGAAUGUCAACAUGUUUCGUAGUUUUUUUUUUUGAACUUAGAUGAACUUCGACAUUUAACUAAUUAAUUAGAUUGACAGAGCUUUGCGGGGUUUGAGAAUAGACGAAUUUGAGACGCUUCAAGAUUCUAUUAUAGAUGUUGUAUCGCUUUUAUAUGUUAUUGUUAUGACUAGUGAUUACUAAUUCGUUGUGGGGUCUGUGUUAGAGAUAAUAAUCAGAAAUUAUUUUGAUUGAUGGAACAUGUUUUUUUACAUCUACAAAACAUUUACGAUUAAAGUUAAUUAGUAGUUUGCAUCGGAACUAAAAUGUUAGGCUAGCAAAAUUGGGAGAACAAAAUCGGUAGUUGUACCCUUCUCGGGCAUAAAAGCUAUUUUUUCUUGUAUAAAAUUAAAAAUUACGAUGUUGACUUGUCGAUUCUUAAAAGAUCAUUGGAUUGAGAAGAUUCAGAAUUAGGAUGGCCAAACUUCGUUCAUAACGAUGCUAGACAAAUUCAGAUGAAUAUCAUGUCGAUAGAGAUGUGCCAUACCAUCGCAAUCACGACUCUAACAAUGAUUGAAAUUAGGCCAAGAUAUAUAUAAAGAGAGAGCCAAUCUUAUAAUACUAUUAGAGAAAUUUGUGGAAUUGGUCAAUGGGUAAACAAGAUUGGAGCAUUGGAAGGUUGAACGCAAGGCACUAGGCCAUAAAACGCAGUAAUAAUCAAUCAAAUCCACAUCAGUAGUCCAAGGCUAUAUAUGGCUAGUAAAGCUAGUUUAAUUUGCUGCUGUUUCUCUUUCAAACCCUCACUGGGAUAGACUUUUUUACCUGAGAAAAUGUCCAGGACAACAAUAGAAAAGUCAUUGAUGUGUAUACAUCUUUGGAAUUAAAGAUCACUCGAGUUAAAGAAGAUGUAACUUGUGACGAUUAUCAAUAUUGGUAAUACGAGUUCGUCGUAUAUGUACUUGAAACUUGUCAACUAAUAGGCACAUGUGACUAUGUGAAUUUGUUUCUCAAUUAUUAUUAAUCGAUUGAUGGUUAGUUAUAAUUGUCGAAGAAAAGUCUUAGAGUUUGAUUUCACUUUCUGUUAGUAUAUAAUUGGCCAUCCAUCUCCGGCAGUGGAUGGUAGGGUUUAGUUUUGCCGGUUGGCGGAAUUUUCCAAAGUUUAUAAUCUCAUCACUUGUCUUCCUCUUUAAAGUUUAAAGUGCCCGCUAGUCGGACCAAAUCAAAAGAAUUAGUAAUAAAAUCACAACUUAAUGAUAACAACAACCAUUUUAUAUAGCGUUUUGAUGUUUUGUAGCGUUAUUAUGGUGCCGUUACUUAGAAUAGGAUUUUGUUUAAUAAAAUCCUCCAGAUUUUGUGUUAGUAUCGUUCGAAGGUAAUGGAAAGGACAAUCAAUAAAGAUAUUAUACACGAGUAGUGAAAUAGUCAAGUGUAUAUAGCUAGCUAUCAUGUAGGAGAGUUUUCUUAAGGUUAUUAUUUCUAAGAGGGAAAUUCAUCAGAGACGGCAAAUCUCGACCCCAAUGAAUAUAUACUUAGUAAAUCAUAAUAAUUCAGUCGAGUAAACAGUCUUGUCGCGGUGCCCACCAUAAAGAAUAACUCGACAACAACUAACUUAUGCAGUUCGGAUUAAUUUAUGAAUAUAAUUUUGUAAAAUAAUUCUUUUAUGAAUACUUGGUUCUCAUUAUAUAAGGUGUUUCAUUUCAUACGUGAACUAAAAAGAUGUGAAUCUCAUGUUAGUUUUGCUUUUUCUGUUUAGAUUUUUUUGUCUCUCCCAGUCCCACUUUCCCACUUUGUUUCCCUUUUCAUUUCUUAAUGUCUUAUCAGCUUAUUAUUAAGUUUUUCCCUUCUUUUCCACGUCAUAGCUCAGGUGGGAAUUAUGGAUAAACAUGAAAAAACUUUACACAUAAUUAACAUAAUUAGGAGGACCAUUCGUUGGCAAAUCAAUCCACUUCUAUUGUAAAAGAAGUAAUAUCUACAAUUUAGAGGUCGUUUGCUUUUGGUAUUUUGGUGUUGGAUUUUGGCCCAAAAUCCAACAUAUGUUGGACUUUAUAAUGAAUCCAUGUUUGUUAGCAUAUAAUGGAUUUUGUUUCAAUCUGUGGGGUCCACUAAUAUUGGAUUAUUUGGAGCUAAAAUCCGUGGGCCCCAUGGAUUAUAAAAUCUUACCUCUAUAGCUAGGAUUUUGGAAGAUAGAUAUAAUCCAUGAUGUUUAAUGACCGUGUUACCCCCACUCAUUUUGUGUAAUCCAAUUUUGCCCUCGGUUAUUAUUAUCUCUACUGAGGACUUUUGUCUACACUCUCAUCUCAUCAACUUUGUCUCUUCGUUGCCAAGGGAUUGCAACACAGCAAAAAGCUCCGGCAACCUUUUCCAUCUCUGCUUAUCGUCGUUUUGUCUUCCUUUUAUAUGAAGCUUCAACAAUUAAUUAUUUCAUGCUUACAUCCUCUUUUUUUAUAAUCCAAUCCAAACCCUUGAUUUUCCUUUCGACAUUAUUGGUUUGGGUUGAGAGUUUCAAUUUACUUUAAUGGCUUCUUGCGUGUAUACAAUAUGACCAAAUAGUAUGGAUGUUGCUGUCAUUUUUACAUAUGCUAAUUCUUCAUGUAUAUACAAAAACAUUCAAAAUACAAGUAAAGUAAAAAGUGGUUCAUUAAGGAUAAGAAAGUAAUUUCCCCCAUCAAGCCAUAAUUCCAACCUACUAAAAGCCAUUACCAAAUCCUACAAACAAACAUGGAAGUUUCAAAAUCCAACAUAAUCAAAAUCCAACAUAAUCUCUCAUAUUCAAAAUCCAAGGUUUUAUCAUAAUCCCUCAUUUUCUAAAAUCCUAGAAGCAAACGACCCCUUAUUAGAGUAACAAAAACACACACUCAGCAAUUAACCAUUCAUUUCUUCCCCUAGAUGAUUUGGAAAAUAUCACACGUUGUCGUACUUAAUUAUGAAUCGCGAUAUGUAUGAAUGCCGCGUUGUUCUCUUGAGUAUUGGCCAUCAAAUCUCGCGAACUACUUCCUAAUUGAUUCCUUGUGUGGGAAACCCUUGUUUAGCAAAUGUUACAAUGCAAAUUAUAUAAAAAAAACUAGCUAUAAAUAGUCAUAGACCAAUCUAUUCUGUUUCCAUUCACACUACUGCCUAUGUUUAGCCCUCUACAGUACACACAACUUUGUGGUGGUGGCCUGCAGCAGGCAGGGAAUUAUGUAGAUUGAAUGAAUCCAAAAUUUGCCAACGAUUCCAAAAUUGGAUUGUAUAAAAUCAACAAGAAAAUCAACUGUUUUUGUUGCUGCUGUUUCUCGAUCUUCCUUCAGAUAUAUAGUGGCCAAAAUUCGUUGUUACAGUUGAUUUGUGUAUAUGUGUGUGGCUGGUAUAUAAAUGCGUGGUCACUUUCACUGGAUAUUUCUUUGACUCGAAAAAGAUGAUGGAUCUCAGAUGAAAAUUCCAUUAUAGUGGCUAUAGUACAAGUUAUUGCGCCACAUAUGCAGAGAUAGAGGAUGUGAAUGUUUCCUUACUACUUUUUUUUAGGGUAAAUAAAAUUUUAUAUACAAACCUUUCAUUUUAAACAAUAUAAUAGUCAAACUUUUUCGAAAACAAUCUAAUAUCCAAAUAGUCAACUUUCCGUUCGUUUGACCGUUAGUUGACACUUCAAAAAAGUUCGAAGUACGACGCAUCAUCAAUAUCCAUCGAUAUCUUCUCUGAAAAACCACCAACAUAUCGUGGUUCCAAACCCGAGAAGUCCAUGACUCCACCAUGGUGGUAUAGAAUAUCUAAAUAUUCAGUCAUCUCCAAUGCCAAAACAAGAAAACAAAGUUGUAUUGUGAAAAUUUCCCCUAAAACAAAGCUUUUUUGAAGUGUCAACCAAUAGUCAAACGGACGGAAAGUUGACGAUUUGGAUGUUAGAUUGUUUUCGAAAAGGUUUGGCUAUUAUAUUGUUUAAAAUGAAAGGUUUGGAUAUUAAAUUGUAUUUACCCUACUUUUUAUUACUAAGUCUUUGAAUGUGAAAAAAUCUAUAAAAUAUUGAUUACAAAACUUAAAAUCCUAGAGAAUCUAUUAUCUUCCCCAUUUUAAUUACACAUUUUUUUAAGGUACGGACUAACCGGAGCAAAUACAACUAUUCGAGGCGGUGUCUUGCUCGCGAACCGGGUCGAGUGGGAUUGUCCUCAACCCAAGAUUAACAAGAAACUUGAAUCCUCAGUUUCCUCUCUAGUUACACUUGUUCCAUUUGCAAUUAUUUAUCAACAAGAACAAGCCGCGCGUUUGCCUGAAUACUAUUUCACAAUUUACAAUAUUGUUGAUUCUACCCAAUUACGGGUUUCACGAUUUUAACAUACAAUCUCAGAUUCACCGCUGAUUUUUCAAUUUUAGUCGCAUUGGUUGACGUUGUUGGCUUGUUGUCAUCAAAGAUUCAGAGACGUGGAUGUGCCAUGUUCAUUCAACCAAAUUUGUAUUAUGUUUUGUGGUCACUCAUUAACUUCUAAUUGAUAAUAUGAUGAACACGAGGUUAAAAUAGAAGGCGCGCAGCUCAAAACUUAGCGACAUCUAUUAUGCUACUAGUUGUCGUGUUGAAAUAACACCUGCUGCAAUGAAUACAACACGAAGAAAUAUUUUUAGAAUAGGAUGAUUGAUGAAAUCAUGAAUAUAUAUUUUUUUCCCCGGCUGGUGGGAUACCUUAAGAAUGACAUUCCUCAUAAUUUUUUUUAUGAGGAAUGCACUUUAUAAACUUUUCAGGAUAUG